CGUGUUCAACAACUUCGUCACUUUACACUUCUUGUGUGUUGGAGCAAAUGGAAACAAAUCUUUCAAGCCACUCCAAUAAAGUCAACUUGGAAUCAUAUUGGGAUUGUAGUGUUUGCACGUUUACAAAUAAGCCUGAAGCAUUCAAGUGCGGUAUGUGUGACGUACGAAAGGGAACGUCCACCAGAAAACCAAAACUUAACCAGCAAAUGGUAGCUCAACAGGUAGCCCAAAAGUUUGCACCUGCAAUGAUGAACAGUAGAAAAUUGAAUGGACGUAAAAUAUCACGAAAGACACGGCCUCGCCUUAAGAAUGUUGAUCGAAACAGUGCAGAGGAAAUAACAGUGACUGUUGGAAAUAUUACAGUUACAAUUACCGAUUACAAAGUUCUUCCAAGUGACUCCAUUGUCACAUUAUCUGAUUCAUUAACACAGUCAGCAUCAAACAAUUCUUUAGACAGUUCUCCUGCCAGUUCAGAAGCAACUGUGGAAAAUUAAAAACAACUGAUGAUGGCAUUUUAUUAUUUUUUAUGCUUGACAUAUGUAACUAUAUAUUUAUUGUCUAUUUUUUUAGAACUGUUCAUAAUUGCUAGUUUGACAACUGUUAAUUAGUUAAUUUGCAAAAUAGGAAUGUUUUUUAAUUAUCAGGACUGGAAAAAGGCAACAUACUUUUACAUAAAAACUUUUAGCAGCUGGAAUUUUUUCACAUUGUUAUUAAUCCUUAAAAUAAGGACCAUAUGCACUAAGGAAAACGACUAAAGUCAAUAAUAGAUGGCAGGAUAAUUUGUUUGUAAUAAUUUGAAUAUACAUGAUUCCUUUUACACUA
Xenia sp. Carnegie-2017 is the source of this 822-nucleotide messenger RNA. Its product is annotated as YY1-associated factor 2-like. Gene Ontology annotation, cellular component: nucleus. Gene Ontology annotation, biological process: positive regulation of DNA-templated transcription. Lineage: Eukaryota; Metazoa; Cnidaria; Anthozoa; Malacalcyonacea; Xeniidae. The transcript is spliced from 3 exons. The record is from RefSeq and is a predicted model, not a curated record. Bases 48 to 494 code for a protein of 148 amino acids. Gene Ontology annotation, molecular function: transcription coregulator activity; DNA binding.